AUGGGUAGCCCUGGAUUGAGUAAUUCGGCUACUGCUACUCGCGUUGGAUUGUCUGAGCCAAUUUCAACUGGUGGGCCCAGUGAAUUCGAUGUGAUUAAGACCCGAGAGUUGGAAAAGUUUCUUGCUGAUGCGGGAUUGUAUGAAAGUCAUGAAGAAGCUAUCAGAAGGGAGGAAGUGCUUGGGAGAUUGGACCAGAUUGUGAAGAAAUGGGUGAAGAAUAUUAGCCGUGCUAAAGGUUUUAAUGAGCAACUAGUCCAAGAGGCAAAUGCGAAGAUUUUCACGUUUGGUUCUUAUCGCCUUGGUGUACAUGGUCCAGGUGCAGAUAUUGAUACCUUGUGCGUUGGACCAAAGCAUGCUAGUCGGAAUGAAGAUUUUUUUGGUGAACUUUACAGUAUGCUGGCAGAGAUGCCUGAAGUACAAGAACUACAUCCUGUGCCUGAUGCUCAUGUUCCAGUGAUGAAGUUUAAGUUCAGUGGCAUUUCUAUAGAUCUGCUUUAUGCGAAUGUGGCUCUCUGGGUUAUUCCUGAAGACUUGGAUGUUUCACAAGAAUCUACACUGCAAAAUGUAGACGAGCAAACUGUUCGCAGUCUCAAUGGAUGCAGAGUGACUGAUCAAAUAUUGCGUUUGGUGCCAAAUAUCCAGACAUUUCGUACUACACUGAGAUGUAUGAGAUUAUGGGCGAAGCGUCGUGGAGUUUAUUCAAAUGUUACCGGUUUCCUCGGUGGUAUUAAUUGGGCAUUGCUUGUUGCGCGCAUAUGCCAGCUAUACCCGAAUGCUCUGCCCAGCAUGUUGGUGUCUAGGUUUUUUAGGGUCUAUAAUUUGUGGCGCUGGACAAAUCCUGUGAUGUUAUGCCCAAUUCAAGAAGGAUCUUUGGGGCUCCCUUUUUGGGAUCCUAGAAGAAAUUACAAGGACCGAUUGCACCUGAUGCCCAUAAUAACUCCUGCUUAUCCUUGCAUGAACUCUAGCUACAAUGUGUCAACAAGCACAUUACGUGUCAUGAUGGAAGAAUUCCAAAGGGGAAAUGAAAUUUGUGAGGCAAUAGAAGCAAGCAAGAGCAGCUGGGAUAUUCUUUUUGAGCCUUUUGCUUUCUUUGAAGCGCACACAAAUUAUCUGCAGAUGGACAUAGCAUCGGAGACUGAAGAAGACUUGAGGAAUUGGAAAGGCUGGGUUGAAUCCAGAAUACGUCUGCUUACUUUGAAGAUUGAAAGGGACACAAAAGGUGUACUUCAGUGCCAUCCUCACCCUGGUGAAUUUUCCGACAAAUCUAAACCAUUUCACCAUAGUUAUUUUAUGGGGUUACGGAGGAAACAAGGUACUAAUCCUCAAAAAGGCGAAAAAUUUGAUAUAAGGUUGACGGUUGAGGAUUUCAAACGCGAUGUGUAUGCGUAUUCAUCCUGGAAACCCUCAAUGUGGAUUCAUAUAUCUCUUGUGAAAAAAAAAGGCAUACCUAACUUUGUCUUCCCUGGUGGAGUCCGACCUUCCCAUUCCCCCAAAAGUGCUGCUGAGAUUCGUUCGGUAUCCAACUCUCCACAGGCUGCUAUGAGCAGAAGGAAGCGAAAACAAGAUGAAAUCAAUAAAGUGGUUGGCUUGACAGAUUCUUCAAGCACCGCUGUGUCUGCCAGCGAUGCAAGUUUGUUGGAUGAAAGAAGAGCUAAGAGACAAUUCGAAGCUGAUGUUGUUGACACCUCAAGUAAUGUGAGAUGUCCUGAGAAUCUUUCUGGAGAUGGACCAGAAGUUGCUGGAAUUGUUAAAAGCACUUCGCCAGCCAUGCUUUCAUCCACUGCUUGUGGUUCAUCAUUAGGUACAACAAUGGAGAAGCCUGUCAUUGAACAAUCUUUGCAACCAAUCGUUAUUCAUCAAGGUUCUUCGGACUUACUUGAUGGGAUUGGAGGUGUGCAACUGAAGAGUGAAGUUCAAGACAAUGACAGGGACCAAGAGAUUAAAUUAUCAGAGUUCUUCACUACUGAUCAAGCUCUAGGAGCAGCAAUAGAAGGGGAAGGUAGCAGUAUCCAACAAAUCGGGGACUUGGAAGAACUUGAGCCUCUUGAGCUGACUGCUGCAUCUACUUCAACACAUGUGCCAACACAGAAGCCUCUUAUUAGAUUCAGUUUCACUUCUUUGGCAAAAGCAACCAGCAACAGUGCAUCUUAG
Messenger RNA from Fraxinus pennsylvanica, 2151 nucleotides. NCBI's taxonomy places the organism in Eukaryota, Viridiplantae, Streptophyta, Magnoliopsida, Lamiales, Oleaceae. The record is from the annotation of a GenBank genome assembly.